Polychytrium aggregatum is the source of this 1449-nucleotide messenger RNA. RefSeq lists its product as uncharacterized. Bases 188 to 1384 code for a protein of 398 amino acids. The transcript has a single exon. Gene Ontology annotation, molecular function: protein binding. The record is from RefSeq and is a predicted model, not a curated record. Lineage: Eukaryota; Fungi; Chytridiomycota; Chytridiomycetes; Polychytriales.
GUUGGUCUGCAAUGGCCGUCGACCUGACCGCUUCGAAGGCAUCCCCGACCAAUUCUGGUCGCUCAUCGAGCAAUGCUGGCAUCAAGACCCCACCAAACGCCCUGCCUUCAAGGAAAUCGUAUCGAUUCUCGCUUCAUUCAGGAGUGCCACGCCGCCUCAAACCCCAAUUGGUAACCUCUCUCAGCAGAUGCAAAGCAUUGAUAUCUCCCCCACCCCUUCACCGCGCCGUGAAAGAUCUCGACCAACAUCCUCGCAGGGGCGCAGUUUUGGCUCGUCGCAGUCUUCCGGGACCCUGACACUGGCCCAGAGACUCACCAACUUUGGCCUCCCACGAGCUGUGCUCAUUGGCAUCCAGCGAGGUGAUGUCGAUGCCCACCUCACUGCGGCCCGCAUGGUGUCGGACGGAAAGCCAGCUAACAAUCCUGCCUGGACCACCGCUGCCGAGCUGUUCCAGGCAGCCGCCGACAAGGGGGAUCUCGAAGCCGCCUUCCAGCUCGGCUGGCUGCACUUUGCUGGCAUCGGCAUCGCGCAGAGUGACAUCGAGGCAAUCGCAUACUGGCAUCUGGUCCACAGCCAGUCGUCGAACGCCAUCAUGAAGUCCAUAGCCAUGUUUAUGACGGGCUGUUGCUGUUACCUUGGUCGAGGUACCCAGCUAGACGAAUCCAGGGCCCAUCAAUUUUUCUGCGAAAGCAUGACACCAGAAUUCCCGUUCGGACGGCUAUUAGUGUAUGGAGAUGGUAAGACCGAGUCGUUCUCGCCAGUGGCAGUGGGGUUCUUCCAACUCUGUCAACUUGGAUCCGACCAUGACUGGUUCUGCAGACACCUCGUCGCAAAAUGCAUGCUCGGAGGUUUUGGAGUAAAGAAAGAUCGAGAAUUUGCUGUUGGGAUCAUGCACGAACUGGCCUAUCAAGGCUACAGUAUUAGUCAGUUCGCGCUGGCUGAAUGCUAUUGCAUGGGCCUCGGCGUUCCCGAGGAUCCCGUCAAGGGCAUCAAGUGGCUCACUACGGCCGCAAAUCAAGGGAACGCAGAUGCUCAAUUUGCCCUCGGAGGCUGCUACUGCAAAGGUGAAGACGUCACCCAGGACCAUGCCAAGGGCAUCGAGUGGUUUACCAAGGCUGCAAAUCAGGGGAAUGCAGAUGCUGAAUUUGCCCUUGGAGUAUGCUACUGCAAAGGUGAAGGCGUCACCCAGGACUAUGCGAAAGCUAUCAAGUGGCUCACCAAGGCCGCCCGUCAGGGGAAUGCAGAAUCUCAGGAUUGGCUCGGCGAUUGUUACCGUGACGGCAAAGGUGUCCCCAAGAACACUGAGACCGCCAGAUCCUGGUACCAAAAAGCAGCUGCACAAGGCAACAAAAACGCUCAAACCAGCCUCAGCAAACUCAGAUAGCCACCUACCCCUCCAUGUAUCCCCUUUCACCCAUUGAACUUGCCAAUAAAUACAAUUCUCCACUA